This is a messenger RNA of Mus pahari (shrew mouse), 1177 nucleotides long. RefSeq names its product mitochondrial import inner membrane translocase subunit Tim23. NCBI's taxonomy places the organism in Eukaryota, Metazoa, Chordata, Mammalia, Rodentia, Muridae. Gene Ontology annotation, molecular function: transmembrane protein transporter activity. The transcript is spliced from 7 exons. Bases 148 to 777 code for a protein of 209 amino acids. Gene Ontology annotation, cellular component: mitochondrial inner membrane; TIM23 mitochondrial import inner membrane translocase complex. The record is from RefSeq and is a predicted model, not a curated record. Gene Ontology annotation, biological process: protein import into mitochondrial matrix.
GGGAGCCGGCGCCCGGAAGGUCAGCGUGUUGAAGGUGGCAGGAGCAACGCGGGGCUUCCCGCUGUUGCUUGUCGGGGGGCCACGGCCGAGCACACGUCCCCGGCCUGAGGUGGUGGUGGCGAGCCCACCGCCGUUUGCUGCGACCUCAUGGAGGGUGGCGGAGGAAGUGGCAACAAAUCCACCGGCGGGUUAGCUGGCUUCUUCGGAGCGGGAGGAGCGGGUUACUCGAACGCUGAUUUGGCCGGCGUCCCGCUGACUGGUAUGAACCCCCUGUCUCCUUAUUUAAAUGUGGAUCCACGCUACCUUGUUCAGGAUACUGAUGAAUUUAUUUUGCCAACUGGAGCUAAUAAAACCCGAGGCAGAUUUGAACUAGCUUUCUUUACCAUUGGAGGAUGUUGCAUGACAGGGGCUGCAUUCGGGGCAAUGAACGGUCUUCGUUUAGGAUUGAAGGAAACCCAGAGCAUGGCCUGGUCCAAACCAAGAAAUGUACAGAUUUUGAAUAUGGUGACUAGGCAAGGGGCACUUUGGGCUAAUACUCUAGGUUCCCUGGCUCUGCUCUAUAGUGCUUUUGGUGUUGUCAUUGAGAAAACACGGGGUGCAGAAGAUGACCUCAACACAGUAGCAGCUGGAACCAUGACCGGAAUGUUGUAUAAAUGUACAGGUGGUCUUCGAGGAAUAGCACGCGGUGGCCUGGCAGGGCUGACACUCACCAGUCUCUAUGCACUGUAUAACAACUGGGAGCACAUGAAAGGUUCCCUGCUCCAACAGUCACUCUGAAGAUUUUUGCCACCUCAGGAACGGGAGACAGACACUUCAUAGUUAUCCAGAUCAAUUAAUAAGCCAGUCUGGAGUUGCUUUCUCUCUUGUACCUACAGUUACUUUGAACAAUUGGAGACUCUGAUUUGCUUGACAAAGAUCAUGGAUGGUUAGCCUGGACUGCACUGCUUGCCCUCAGUGAGUGGAAGCCAAACCCUUGGNGGCUCACUGAGAAUAUGUUCUCUUCUCCUUUGGAGAUGAUCUUGCACCCCAAACUGGAAAACCACUUACUCUCCAAAUUCAGGCCGGCCGUACUUUUUAUUACCAUGUUAAUUCAUUUAAAAAAUCUAAAACUUAAAUGUUGCCCUGUUUUCCAAAUAAAGGGUGAAAAUAGAACCAAAGUCAUAACUCCAACAUAAAA